GCUGAGGUGCCGCCAAACUGCUCCUGCUGCCGGCCGAAGGGGGCUGGGUGGGCUUCCGGCGUCUUCUCGGAGCAGGAGUGGCGGCGUCUGCAGUAGCCUUGCGAGGGAGGCGAGUUGAACGGCGCCCGGCUGCGGGUGAAUGAGCGCCCAUCAGAGGCAAAGAGGGAGAGACCGAAGUGGCCGUUGGCCCCGAUUCCCUGAAGACCCGGGAAGAAGGACGAGCAUUAGAAAUGAUGUGCGAAGUGAUGCCUACGAUAAACGAGGACACCCCAAUGAGUCAAAGGGGGUCCCAGAGCAGUGGAUCGGACUCUGAUUCUCAUUUUGAACAGCUAAUGGUGAAUAUGCUGGAUGAAAGAGAUCGUCUUCUAGACACUCUUCGGGAGACCCAAGAAAGUUUAUCUCUGGCACAGCAACGACUUCAAGAUGUAAUUUACGACAGAGAUUCUCUGCAACGACAACUGAAUUCUGCACUGCCCCAGAUGACGGUUGCAGCUGGCACGAGCAUUGAGAAUAACAUUCAAAGGACCAUAUCCUGCCCUAAUGAAUUUGCUGCACUUACAAAAGAACUAAAUGCAUGCAGGGAACAACUACUGGAAAAAGAAGAAGAAAUUUCAGAAUUGAAAGCUGAAAGGAAUAAUACAAGACUGUUACUGGAACAUUUAGAGUGCCUUGUUUCAAGACAUGAAAGGUCACUGAGAAUGACAGUGGUGAAACGUCAAGCACAGUCUCCCUCGGGAGUUUCCAGUGAAGUUGAAGUUCUGAAAGCAUUGAAAUCUUUGUUUGAGCAUCAUAAGGCUUUAGAUGAAAAGGUUAGGGAACGACUAAGGGUUUCCUUAGAAAGGGUCUCCACGCUUGAAGACGAACUAGCAGCUGCUAAUCAGGAGAUUAUAGCUUUACGUGAACAAAAUGCACACAUUCAAAGAAAAAUUACAUCAGGAGAGGGACCACCUGAUACAGAGCAUAUCAAAGGAAUGGAGCCUGGACAAAAAAUUCAUGAAAAGCGUCUAUCAAAUGGCUCUAUAGACUCAAAUGAUGAAACUGCUCAGUUGGUAGAACUGCAAGAACUUCUCGAAAAGCAAAAUUAUGAAAUGGCACAGAUGAAGGAUCGCUUGGCUGCCCUGUCUUCCAGAGUUGGAGAGGUGGAGCAAGAUGCAGAGACUGCUAGGAAGGACCUCAUUAAAACUGAAGAACUAAACAGCAAAUAUCAGAGAGAUAUUAGAGAGGCUAUGGCCCAGAAAGAAGAUAUGGAAGAAAGAAUAACUACCCUGGAGAAACGUUACUUAAGUGCACAGAGGGAAUCUACUUCCAUACAUGACAUGAAUGACAAACUGGAAAAUGAACUUGCAAACAAGGAAGCCAUCCUGCGUCAGAUGGAGGAAAAAAACAGGCAGCUGCAAGAACGUCUUGAGCUAGCUGAACAAAAGCUACAACAAACAAUGAGAAAAGCUGAGACUUUGCCAGAGGUGGAGGCAGAAUUGGCCCAGAGAAUUGCAGCACUGACUAAGGCAGAAGAAAGACAUGGCAAUAUUGAAGAACGCAUGCGGCACCUAGAGGCUCAGUUGGAAGAGAAGAAUCAAGAACUUCAAAGGGCAAGACAAAGAGAAAAAAUGAAUGAAGAGCACAACAAAAGAUUGUCUGAUACUGUGGACAGACUUUUGACAGAAUCUAAUGAACGUUUGCAACUACAUUUGAAAGAGAGAAUGGCAGCAUUGGAAGAGAAGAAUGUUUUAAUACAAGAAUCAGAAAACUUCAGAAAGAAUUUGGAAGAAUCUUUACAUGAUAAGGAAAGAUUAGCAGAAGAGAUAGACAAGCUGAGAGUUGAACUUGACCAGUUGAAAAUACGAGCAGGUUCUUUAAUUGAACCCACAUUGUCAAGGACACAUCUUGAUUCAUCAGCCGAACUGAGGUACUCUGUGGGCUCACUAGUUGAUAGUCAACCAGAUUAUAGGUCUACUAAAGUGAUAAGAAGACCUAGAAGAGGUCGUAUGGGAAUCCGAAGAGAUGAACCAAAGGUAAAAUCCCUUGGAGAUCAUGAGUGGAAUAGAAGUCAGCCAGUUGGAGUUCUAAGCAGCCAUCAUUUUGAGAGUGACACUGAAAUGUCUGAUAUAGAUGAUGAUGAUAGAGAUACAAUUUUCAGUUCAAUGGAUCUUUUGUCACCAAGUGGACAUUCAGAUGCUCAGACCCUUGCUAUGAUGCUUCAAGAACAGCUAGAUGCAAUCAAUAAAGAAAUCAGGUUAAUCCAGGAAGAAAAAGAAUCCACAGAACUACGUGCUGAAGAAAUAGAAAACAGAGUUGCUAGUGUGAGUCUAGAAGGCUUAAAUCUGGCCAGGGUUCAUCCUGGAACAUCUAUUACUGGCUCAAUAACUGCAUCUUCAUUAGCAAGUUCCUCUCCUCCCAGUGGCCACUCAACUCCUAAACUCACUCCACGCAGCCCAGCUAGGGAGAUGGAUCGGAUGGGUAUCAUGACACUGCCAAGUGAUCUCAGGAAACAUCGAAGAAAGAUUGCAGUAGUUGAAGAAGAUGGCCAUGAAGACAAGGCCACAAUAAAAUGUGAAACCUCUCCUCCAUCUACACCUAGAGCCAUUAGAAUGACUCACACUCUACCUUCUUCAUACCACAAUGAUGCCAGAAGUAGUUUGAUUGCAUCCUUGGAACCAGAAAGUCUUGGCUUUGGCAGUGUCAAUAGCAGCCAGGAUUCCUUGCACAAAGCACCCAAGAAGAAAGGAAUAAAGUCUUCAAUUGGACGCUUGUUUGGUAAAAAAGAGAAGGCAAGACUUGGACAGCUAAGAGGCUAUAUGGAAACUGAAGCUGCAGCACAAGAAUCUCUGGGGUUAAGCAAACUUGGAACCCAGGCAGAAAAAGACCGAAGACUAAAGAAAAACACAUCAGGGCAUGAACUUCUGGAGGAAGCUCGGAGGAAGGGGUUACCCUUUGCACAGUGGGAUGGGCCAACAGUAGUUGCCUGGCUAGAGCUUUGGCUAGGAAUGCCUGCAUGGUACGUUGCUGCUUGCCGUGCAAAUGUGAAAAGUGGUGCCAUCAUGUCUGCACUGUCAGAUACGGAAAUCCAGAGAGAGAUUGGAAUCAGCAAUCCUCUCCAUCGCCUGAAGCUCCGUCUGGCAAUCCAGGAGAUGGUGUCCCUCACAAGCCCAUCAGCCCCUCCAACUUCUAGAACGCCCUCAGGCAACGUCUGGGUAACCCAUGAAGAAAUGGAAAAUCUCGCAGCUCCAACCAAAGCGAAGGACAGUGAGGAAGGCAGCUGGGCUCAGACCCUAGCUUAUGGUGAUAUGAACCAUGAAUGGAUUGGUAAUGAAUGGCUUCCCAGUCUAGGGUUACCACAGUACCGAAGUUACUUCAUGGAAUGUUUGGUGGAUGCAAGGAUGUUAGAUCAUCUAACAAAAAAAGAUCUCCGAGUACAUUUAAAAAUGGUGGAUAGCUUUCAUCGAACAAGUCUGCAAUAUGGAAUCAUGUGUUUAAAGAAACUGAAUUAUGAUAGACAAGAAUUAGAAAGGAGAAGGGAAGCAAGUCAGCAUGAAAUAAAAGACGUGUUGGUGUGGAGCAAUGACAGAGUUAUACGCUGGAUACAAGCAAUUGGAUUACGAGAUUAUGCAAACAAUGUGCUAGAAAGUGGUGUGCAUGGGUCACUCAUAGCCUUAGAUGAUAACUUUGAUUAUAGCAGUUUAGCCUUAUUGUUGCAGAUUCCAACACAGAAUACCCAGGCACGGCAGAUUCUUGAGAGGGAAUACAACAAUUUAUUGGCACUAGGAACAGGUAGACGCCUUGAUGAAAGCGAUGACAAGAAUUUUAGACACGGCUCUUCCUGGCGAAGACAGUUUCCUCCACGUGAAGUUCAUGGAAUCAGCAUGAUGCCUGGCUCUUCAGAAACACUGCCAGCUGGGUUUAGGUUAACUACAACAUCAGGACAGUCACGAAAAAUGGCAACUGAUGUUGCUUCAUCUCGGUUACAGAGGUUAGACAGUUCUACAGUUCGCACAUAUUCAUGUUGACAUAUCUAGCAUGAAAAAGAGCUCCGAACUGAACUAAAAUGCCACCUCUUUCUUCUAUUUUACCUGAAGUGCACUACCACCAUCUUAAGAAGCUUUUUAUUCCAAGAACAGGGUAAUAGGGAAGAAAAUAUAAAUAUUUAUCAAACUAAAAUGCG
Molecule: messenger RNA, 4159 nt
Organism: Ahaetulla prasina
Lineage: Eukaryota; Metazoa; Chordata; Lepidosauria; Squamata; Colubridae
Gene: PPFIA2
Product: PTPRF interacting protein alpha 2
Exons: 33
Coding region: 231-4004 (1257 amino acids)
Biological process (GO): synapse organization
Cellular component (GO): presynaptic active zone
Molecular function (GO): protein binding
Source: RefSeq, a predicted model, not a curated record